Prorocentrum cordatum is the source of this 520-nucleotide messenger RNA. NCBI's taxonomy places the organism in Eukaryota, Dinophyceae, Prorocentrales, Prorocentraceae. The record is from the annotation of a GenBank genome assembly.
GUCCGUGCGCCAGCGGGCCCGUUUCGACCCACAGGACGUCAGCCCCAUCGGCAACUGCAGCAAGUGCUUUAUCCCGGCCCUUUUCGCGCAUGGCGAGAAGGAUGUCUUUAUCAAGCUCCACCAUUCCGAGGAGCUCCACGAGGCGUAUGCAGGGGACAAGAAUUUGAUCCUCUUCGAUGGGGACCACAACUCUGAGAGACCGAGCUUCUUUUUCAACUCGGCCAUCAUCUUCCUGCGCCAGACGCUGCAGGUGCAGGAACAGCACUGCCUGGAUCCGUCCAAGGCGCAGGUGCGGCGAAGGAUGUUCGACGGCGGGCUCACCAACAUGAGGAGGGCCGAGGAGGAGAUGAUGCGCCAGGCCAUGCUGCUCUCCAUCGGGGCGCACGGCGGCGCCGCGCUGGCCGACGGCGGUGGCGACAGAAGAUCUGGCGGCCGGCGCGGGGGUGGCGGCAGGUCCAGGCCCCGGCGCCCGUCCCAGCCGAAGCACUGCGGAAGGGCACCGCGGACUUCGAGGCGGUAA